UGCUUUUGUUUAGAAGUAAAUUCAAACUUAAACUGCAUAUUUAUUUUUCGAAAAUUCAAAAUUGGUCAAAUCUAUCAUCAUGCUGAAGAUUAUUAACUUUUUAUGCAUUCUGACCUUUACAGUCACCACAACUGCUUUGGAAUCUUCAGAUUAUCUUCAACCUUUGAACGUGUUUUAUGUUGAACCACAUAGUUCAUCUGAAGUUUACUAUAAACAGCAAGGGGAACUCAACAUGACUUGUGGCAAAUUGGACGUUGACGAAUCCUGCCUUAUUAUAAAAUCAGAAAUAAACAAAGAUAUAAAUUUUUGGUAUCAGAGCUUGGAAUGCGAAAAGUGCCCGCUACAACUAAAGGAAUCAGUAAGUCCAUAUAAAUGGAAAAAAUUUGUAGUGAAAUUUGCUGCUCUCGGCUCCACUUGGGAAGUUCUGGACAGUCACAACUCAUCAAUUUGCAAGGACUCAAUGUAUGUAGGGGAAAAUGCUAUAAAUUAUCUUAAAGUGAAUGAGAGUGGCUGUUUUGUAGAGAAUGUCCAAAAGGCUGAAGAAGCCUAUGUCCCCAUUCUUGUUGCUGUUGCAAUUUACAUCUUGCUUGCUGCAUUCUGGAUAGCUGGAAAAUACUUGAAAAGAAAAGGAAUUUUAAACAGUCUUUUUCACCGAAAUUCUCUUGAUGACUUAACUGCAGCUUAUUCAUCCAGUUCUGUUGCUGAAGAAAAAAAAGCUUCCCCAAAGCGACUUCGCUCUUUAGACACUGUUAGAGGAAUAUCUAUAGUAGUAAUGAUAUUUGUGAACUAUGGCGGUGGGGGAUAUGAAUUUUUCGAUCAUUCAAUUUGGAAUGGCUUAUCUGUUGCUGAUUUAGUGUUUCCAUGGUUUAUUUGGAUGAUGGGAAUGUCCAUGGCUUUCUCUCUAAGGUCACAAUUGAGACAAAAAAUAUCAAAGAAGAAAAUAUUUUGGAAAAUUUUGAAACGAUCUGUCAUUUUAUUUGCAUUGGGCAUCAUGCUGAACACAUACUGCUCAGGUUCUAAAGGCAUUGAUUUGAGUAAACUACGAAUUCCUGGAGUGCUUCAAAGAUUUGGCAUUUGUUAUUUAAUUGUUGCAACUGUGCAUUUGUUCUAUGCUUCAGCAGAUGGAAUAGAGACUGCUUCUCAUUUCCAAGACCUUUCUCCUUAUGGUGGCGAAUGGCUAAUUAUGUGCUCUUUUCUAACACUUCAUAUUUUAAUUACAUUUUUGGUAGCUGAGCCCCAGUGUCCUCGAGGAUACUUAGGUCCUGGUGGGCUGCAUGACGAAGCAAAACAUUUCAACUGCACAGGUGGUGCUGCAGGUUUUAUAGAUCGACUGCUGUUACAAGAAUCUCAUUUAUAUCAACAUCCUUCUUCUAAACCUAUAUACCAAUUCACAUUACCUCAUGACCCCGAAGGUAUUCUGGGAUUUCUCACAUCAAUAUUUCUUGUUUUCUUAGGACUACAAGCAGGAAAGAUUCUUUUAUGUUACAAAGAUUGGAAAAAUCGUGUAACUCGAUGGAUGACUUGGGGUCUCACCUUGGGAAUCUUAGCUGGUAUCUUAUGUCUUUUUUCCAAGAAUGAUGGCUAUAUUCCAGUAAAUAAAAAUUUAUGGUCAGUUUCUUUCAUUUUUGCAACUGGAAGUUUGGCUUUUAUUCUGCUUUCUAUAUGUUAUUUGAUGAUAGAUGUUCAGAACUGGUGGACAGGUGCACCAUUUUAUUAUGCAGGGAUGAAUUCAAUCCUCCUCUAUGUUGGCCACAGCCUCACUCAUACCAUGUUUCCUUGGAGGUGGCAAAUGGAGUCGAACCACACCAAUGAGCUGUUUCUGAGUCUUUGGGGAACAUCUCUUUGGGUCUUGAUCGCAAUAUGGAUGUAUAAGAUCAAAGUGUUUGUGACUGUCUGAAUUCCUCACCGCCUUGAAAUGCUUUCACGAUGACAUUUCUCUCAAAACCCUUGAUAUUUUUUGAGUCUUUAUUUAUGUUUUAUGUGCUGAAGGAAUACACAAGUUUCAUGACAUUGCUGCUUUCAAUGAAGUAUUUUUAUCACUCAUCAAUGUCUGUUCUUAUGGAGUUUUAGCAGCAAAUGGCGAAGGAAAUCUUCCAUCCUUACUUGAUUUGCAAGAGAAAUCAAUUUUCUCAUUACCAUUGUGGGAAAUAAAUGAUUUUUCCAAAAGCAACAUAAAAUCCUUUAACAGUAAAUAAGAUGUACUAAUGAUGCUCUUAUUUUCUUGAGCCAUAAUUUUUUUGCAAAAAUGAAGUAAGGUGAUUUUAGCAGCUGAAAAUUUCAUGAGUUUUACGGGAACAGAACCAAAAGUUAAUUAUGCAUUUAAAGUUGAAAUAUUUUACGAGGUUUAAAUUUGCGCAAUUAUGACAAGCUUGCAAAAAUAAAUGCUUUUGCAGUCGUAAAUUGUUUUAAGAUAAGUUUUCAAGUUAAUUAAUUAUGUAAAGAUUAGUGAUUUAUAUUAGAGUUAGGGCUUUUGUUUUCUUCAUUUUUUUUUUAAAAAAGUACUCAAAAAUUUUGAAAAUUUUGUUUUGGAAUAUGCAUUGUAUAAUUUCUUAGCCAAGCAAACUCGCCUUUCCAUAGCUAACACCUCAAAAUUCAAGGUACAAAGCAAUGACUAUGUGUUGAAGAAUAUAUUAGUAUGAAAUGAAUUGAGCAAUUGCUUAUUCUAUCGGUCUUUUUCUUUAAAAAAAUAAUAAGUUUCUCCUAGUUAGAUUUCAAAAGAAAUGCUUUUUGAAUUUAAAUGCAUUUCUAAUUUCUUUUCACCCAGUGGAAAACUGGAAUUGCUUUCAUCCUUCUUUACUGGUGAAAAUUCACAAAAUGUUACAUUUUUGCUCGAAUCAAAACUUCUGAUUCAAAAAUAUCUGUGAUAAUGAUACACAAAUAUGCUAUAUAUAAUUCCAAACAAUAUGCUUGGGACUAAAUUUCCUUACAAAAAUUGCAAAUGCUUUUUUGAGCUUACAUACUAGUUCUUGUUAGGCACAUGAAAAGAGAAUAUAAGUGCGCAGUGGCCGAUUUAAUGGUUUGAAGGAAUGUGGCAGCGUAGUUUUGUGGGUUCCUCUUGCCUUCACGUUACUUUAUAAAACAUUUUCGUGCCUCAGAGCCAGACUAACUUAAGUCAUAUAAUCACUACUUUACAGGAAGAGGGAAAAUGUUUGUCUGGCACAUGCUAAGAAUGAGAGGCUCGCUCUUUUAAUGCUGGUAAAUAAUUAUAUAGGAUUUUUUUUUAAUUACGUUUACACGGCUGGAUGCGAAAUAGGAUUUUACAUACAAUGCACUAAAAAGCUGAAAAUCACAGUGUUUCGACUUACUCUAGUCUGGCUCUGAAGUACAGAUUUAUAAGGUACAUUUUUCAAUUACCUUCGGGAUCCAUGUGAUUGUUAUGGUCCCUCGCAAUUGAGACAAUUAGCACUUGGUAAAUUCGCCCGCCACUGACUGUUGAGUUUUUCUUUUUUUUAUCCGAACUCCUGUUGUAUCUAUCGACAGAAGAAGCUUCCAUCCCUUCAUCCAAACUUGUGUCACGCAUUUUCAUUAGGAAUUUCUGCCUCAUUAAGUUGUUCUUCACGUAGUCUGUAUUAUUGCAAAAGAAAUCUUUUACAGUACAAAAUCCUUUAGUUCAAUUAUUGUUAUGAUUUUUUUUUUUUUUGUUCAUGCUUUUAUUGAACAGUUGCUAUUAAGGCAUCAUUGGACAGUUAAAUAGAACAGAUUUGAUAAUUUUACCAUGAAUUAAGUAACUCAUUUAAAAAUGCAACUUUCCUAUAAAAAAUGAUUAUGCAGUGUUUAUUCUUAAAUCUAUGUAUAAAAAGUUGUUGAAUGUUUGUCUUGUAAGAAAUGUAUAAACUUAUUUUCACUUCAAAUAUAUAUAUUAAAGGUGUAUAUGAAUGUAGCUUUAUUUAUUGUACAAAAUGUAUCAAUGCUUUCUUGUGUGUGCCAACAAAUAAAAAAAGGACUCUCAAAAUUUUAUUAAACCAUAUGAUGUUUUAUUAAAUAUGAAUAAAUUAAUCAUAUUAAUAUUGUUGAUUUUGUUUCAAUAUUUAUUCUUCCCUUGAAUUGUGUGAAGUGUUGGUGGAUAAUAUCUACCAAAUGGUGCUGUAGUUCAGGGGUAAUGCCAUUCCCUGAAAUAUUUGAGUUGUUAUUGUAAAAAUGAUGUAAAUUGUUUUCACCUUUGAAAUAAAUAAAUAAAUGUUUG
Uloborus diversus is the source of this 4183-nucleotide messenger RNA. RefSeq names its product heparan-alpha-glucosaminide N-acetyltransferase-like. The record is from RefSeq and is a predicted model, not a curated record. The transcript has 17 exons. The coding region runs from base 80 to 1897 and encodes 605 amino acids. NCBI's taxonomy places the organism in Eukaryota, Metazoa, Arthropoda, Arachnida, Araneae, Uloboridae.